GGGAGGAGCAGUCAGGGAAGGGGAUGUGUGUUAGUGUGUGGGGAGGGGUGCUUCUGCUGCUUCUCCUGUGCCCCUGCUCUGCCGGCUUGGUGGGGUCUCUUUGCUGCUACCUGCGCACACUUCUUGGACGAUAGUAGUUCCUGCGACCCGCGGCCUCCUGUGGAGAAGAACCUCGUUCCGUGCUGUCUGGAAGGGAGCUCCAUCUCAUCAACAUCUCACGGCCUGGCACUGCCUCAGCAUGGCCAUCUCAUCGCGCCUCGCCCUGUGGGAGCAGAAGAUUCGGGAAGAGGACAAGAGCCCUCCACCGUCCUCGCCCCCUCCCCUUUUCUCUGUCAUCCCAGGGGGCUUCAUUAGGCAACUGGUCCGGGAGACUGAGAAAGAGUCCAAGGAAGCGAGACGGAGGAAACAGGCAGUGCUUGCCUCUCCAGAACAAGAGACCCCAGAAAUUUCCACCAGCCAGCCCAACAGCAAGUCUGACAGUGACACCAAAUCUGGAAGCCCACAGAUUUCCCAGGACAACCAGUCAUGCUCUCCCCAGAGCUCAAACGUUCCGGGCAGGGAGCACGAAGGGGCUGAUGGCACUGACCCUGUGCUGAGGACCAGCAUCAAUGGCGAGAAGCCCCAGGAGCCAGGCCCUAGUGGGACACCAGCCAGAAAGACCCCGCACUUCAAGAGGGGUGUGAGGAGGGGUGAUGUGUUGUUGAUGGUGGCUAAGCUGGACCCGGACUCAGCCAAGCCGGAGCAGAGGACCCAUCCCCAUGACUCCCCAACUCGCAAGACCUCACCCCAAGCCACAGACCCUGGAGGGGAAAAGAAGGGGGGAACCCCAGGGUCUCCUUGUGACCCCAAGGUCAGCACUGAGGAUUUGGCCCUGAAGGCUGAGAAGAACCAGACUGGGGGUCUUGGGGAUGCAGGCCAAGGAACUGUGCUACCGACAAAAGGCGAGAAGGGUCAAGGCACAGAAAGGAAGGGGGGCAGUGCCCCCCAGAGCAAAGGUCCAAAAGGGGGAGAGCCUCAGGGCAAAGAUGGGCAGGGGACUAAGCCCCAAGCCCAAGGGUCAGGUGAGGGGGGACGACUGGGGACAGAGGAGAAGGAGGGAGAGGACCCCUCAAAUAAGAUGGAAAAGGUGAAUCUCUCCAAGGAUACAGGAGGUGAAGGAAAAUAUUUUGGGCCUCAAAUUCAGAUGAGAAAUUGGGGAGUUUCCCUAGGCAGAAGGAGCAAAUGGGCUGGCCCCCAGAAUAAGGAAGAUAAAGAAGGUGAGCCUCAGACCAAGGUGGAGAAGAUGGGCAAAAUGCAGGGGAAGGUGGGAGAUUCUCUGAGAAAGAUGGAGAAAGCAGGAAAGCCACAGAGCGUGACUGGGAAGGCAGGUGACCUCCAGGAUAAGACAGAAAAGGUGGAGCAACCUCAGAGUAGGACUGGGGAGGCAGGGGAAGCUCGGGGUCAGGCAGAGAAGGGCUGGAAAGCCCCAAAGGAGGUGGCUACAAGGGCAGAGUCACCAGCAGCAGCUGAGAAGGGGGGCCAGCCGGAAAACAGAGGACAGAAAGCAGAGGUGCCCUGUGCAGGAGCAGAGCUGGGAGGACCCAGGCAGCCUGCUCUGGAGAACGAUGCAGAAAAGCUCCAGAUCCAAAAGGAGAACCAGCAGGGGCCAGUUCCACAGGAUGGGGGCAAAGGAGGCCAGAGCAGAGACUCAGACCAGGCUCCUGAGGACAGAUGGUAUGAGGCAGAGAAAGUCUGGCUGGUUCAGAAGGAUGGAUUUACUCUUGCUCCCUGGCCUGCCUCAGAGCCUCUCUGCCCUCCCCUCCCCUUCUUCUCUCUCUGGGCUGUCCAACCAGCAACGGUGCUAAAGCCAGAUGAGGGAACAGCCGACCUCCCGGCAGGAAGGGUGCGGCUUUGCAUUGAUGCUGACAAAACCAUCACUGAGGUGGAUGAGGAAAAUGUUCACCGGGCCAACCCCCCCGAGCUGGACCAUGCUGAGGACCUGGCCUCUCUCGUUAGUGUCAAUGAAUCCAGCGUCCUGAACACACUUCUGCAGCGCUACCGGGCUCAGCUGCCGCACACCUUCACGGGGCCCGAUCUGAUUGUCCUCCAGCCCCAGGGACUCUCGGUGCUCUCUGCAGGCAAGGUGCCCCGGGGCCGCCGGGAUGGCCUGCCUCCCCACAUUGGCUCUCUGGCCCAGCGGGCAUACUGGGCACUUCUGAGCCAGCGGAGAGACCAGAGCAUCGUGGCCCUGGGCCGGAGUGGCUCUGGGAAGACCACCUGCUGCCAGCAGGUCCUGGAGCACCUGGUCGGGAUGGCAGGCAGUGUGGAUGGCAGGGUCUCAGUGGAGAAGAUCAGAGCCACCUUUGCUAUCCUCCGGGCCUUUGGUUCUGUGUCCACGGGCCACAGCUGCUGUGCCACCCGGUUUGCCAUGGUGAUGUCGCUGGACUUCAAUGCCACAGGCCGAGUCACGGCUGCUCAGCUCCAGACAAUGCUUUUGGAGAAGAGCCGUGUGGCACGGCAGCCAGAAGGGGAAGGCAACUUCGAGGUUUUCUCCCAGAUGCUAGCUGGGUUGGACCUGGAUCUCAGGACAGAGCUGUACCUGCACCAGAUGGCAGACAGCAACUCUUUUGGCAUGGGCGUGUGGUCCAAGCCUGAAGACAAGCAAAAGGCAGCAGCUGCCUUUGCCCAGCUGCAGGGUGCCAUGGAGACGCUGGGCAUCUCAGAGAGCGAGCAGCAGGCCAUUUGGCGGGUGUUGGCAGCCAUCUACCACCUGGGUGCGGCAGGGGCCUGCAAAGUGGGCCGGAAGCAGUUCAUGCGAUUUGAGUGGGCAAACCACGCAGCUGAAGCCCUGGGCUGUGAGUACGAGGAGCUGAACACCGCCACCUUCAAGCACCACCUGCGGCAGAUCAUCGAGCAAGUGACGUCCAGGCCCAGUCGACGGGGCUUUGAGGAUGAGGAGACCAGCUCAGCUCCAGGACUCAAGAUGACGGGUGUGGAGUGUGUGGAGGGAAUGGCUUCGGGCCUGUACCAAGAGCUCUUUGCGGCCGUGGUCUCCCUUAUCAACAGAUCCUUCUCCUCCCACCAUCUCUCCAUGGCUUCCAUCAUGGUGGUAGACUCUCCAGGCUUUCAGAACCCCCGGCACCAGGGCAAGGACCAGGCAGCCACUUUCGAGGAGCUGUGCCACAAUUACACCCACGAGCGCCUGCAGCUGCUUUUCUACCAGCGGACCUUCGUCUCCACGCUGGAGCGAUACCGAGAGGAAGGUGUUCCUGUGCCCUUUGACCUCCCGGAGCCCUCCCCAGGGACCACUGUGGCUGUUGUGGAUCAGAAUCCCUCCCAGGUUCGCUUAUCAGCUGGAGGGGGAGCUGAAGAUCCCAGAGGCCUUUUCUGGGUCUUGGAUGAGGAAGUCCGGAUAGAGGGCUCCAGUGACAGCAAGGUGCUUGAGCGUCUGUCUGCAGCCUUUGAGAAGAAAGGAGCUGGGGCUGAAGAGACCUCUGCCCUGCGGACCUGUGAGCAGCCCCUCCAGUGCGAGAUUUCCCACCAGCUGGGACGGGAUCCCAUACGCUACGACCUCACGGGCUGGCUGCACAGAGCCAAGCCCAACCUCUCGGCCCUGGAUGCUCCCCAGGUCCUGCAGCAGUCAAGCAGGGAGGAGCUGCGGAGCCUUUUCCAGGCCCGGGCCAAGCUGCCACCCGUGUGCUGGGCCAUGGCAGGCCUAGAGGGCACCUCCCAGCAGGCCCUGCAGAGGAGCCGCGUGGUAAAGAGGACGUUUGCCAGCAGCCUGGCUGUGUUGAAGAGGAAAGCCCCGUGCUCCCAGAUCAAGCUGCAGAUGGAUGCACUGACCAGCGUGAUCAGAAGGUCUCAGCUGCACUUUAUCCACUGUCUGGUGCCAAACCCAGUGGUGGAGAGCAGGGGACUGCAGAGGUCUCCAGUGCCACUACAGCCUGGUGAAGACAAGCCCGGGGCAUGUGGGCCUCAGGCCCUGGACAUUCCAGCACUGAGGGUUCAGCUCGCAGGGUCCCACAUCCUGGAGGCUCUGCGACUACACAGGACAGGCUAUGCUGACCACAUGGGGCUCACUCAGUUCCGCCGGCGAUUCCAGGUGCUGGACCCUCCACUCCUGAAGAAGCUCAUGGCAGCCUCUGAGGAAAUAGAUGAGAGGAAGGCCGUGGAGGAGCUCCUGCAGACCCUGGAUCUGGAGAAGAAGGUGGUGGCCAUGGGGCACAGCCAAGUUUUCCUCAAGGCGGGUGUGGUCUCCAGGCUUGAGAAGCAACGAGAGAAGCUGGUGUCCCAGAGCAUUGUUCUCUUCCAGGCGGUUUGCAAGGGCUUUCUGUCUCGCCAGGAAUUCAAGAAGCUGAAGAUUCGCCGACUGGCCACACAGUGCAUCCAGAAGAACGUGGCUGUGUUCCUGGUGGUCAGAGACUGGCCAUGGUGGCAGCUGCUUGGUUCCCUUCGGCCCAUGCUGAGUGCCACCAUCGGGACUGAGCAGCUCCGAGCCAAGGAGGAGGAGCUUACAAUGCUGAGACAGAAGCUAGAGAAAUCAGAGAAGUCACGGAAUGAGCUCCGGCAGAACGCAGACCUACUAGAGAGCAAGGUUGCUGACUUGGCCACAGAGCUUGCUGAUGAGCGCUUCAAAGGUGACGUGGCCUUCCAGGUGCUGGAGAGUGAGCAGGCAGAGUGGCUGCAGGCCUUCCGUGAGGUCCAGGAGCUCAAGAGAAAGUAUGAGCAAGUCGAGAAGAAUUUGAAAGAAGUGGAGAAACAGCUGGAAGAAGCCCAGCAGAAAAUUCAGUUAAAUGACUUGGAAAAAAAUCACACUGGAGGAGCAGAUGAGUGGCAGAUGCGCCUUGACUGCGCUCAGAUGGAGAACGAUUUUCUCAGAAAGCGUCUACAGCAAUGUGAGGAGAGGCUGGACACAGAGUUGACGUCCAGAAAAGAGCUGGAGCAGAAGCUUGGGGAACUGCAAAGUGCUUAUGAGGGGGCCAAGCAGAUGUCUCACCAACUGAAGAGAAAGUGUCACCAUCUGACCUGUGACUUGGAGGACACUCGUGUGCUCCUGGAGAACCAGCAAAGCCGAAACCAUGAGCUGGAGAAGAAGCAGAAGAAGUUUGACAUGCAGCUGGGCCAGGCUCUGGGUGAGUCUGUGUUUGAGAAGGGCCUCCGUGAGAAAAUGACCCAGGAGAAUACCAGCGUGCGGUGGGAGCUAGGCCAGCUUCAGCAGCAGCUGAAGCAAAAGGAGCAGGAAACCUUGCAGCUGAAGCAAGAAGUGGAGAUGUUGCAGAACCAUAAGCAGGAGCUGCUGGGGUCACCCUUUCUGGGGGAAAACGGUGUUGCUGGCUUGAAGGAGAGACUCUGGAAGCUGGAAUCCAGUGCCAUUGAGCAACAGAAAAUCCACAACCAGCAGGAAAACACCAUCAAGCAGCUGGAGCAGCUCCGCCAGCGGUUUGAAUUGGAGAUUGAGCGGAUGAAACAGAUGCACCAGAAGGAUCGGGAGGACCAGGAAGAGGAGCUGGAGGAUGUCCGUCAGUCCUGCCAGAAGCGGCUCCGUCAGCUGGAAAUGCAGCUGGAGCAAGAAUAUGAAGAGAAGCAGAUGGUCCUCCAUGAGAAGCAAGACUUGGAAGGCUUGAUUGGAACCCUUUGUGAUCAGAUUGGCCAUCGGGACUUUGAUGUGGAGAAGCGUCUUCGGAGGGACCUCAGGAGGACUCAUGCACUUUUGUCAGACGUACAGCUCCUCCUGGGGAGCAUGGAAGAUGGCAAGACAUCAGUCAGCAAGGAGGAGCUGGAGAAAGUGCACAGCCAGCUGGAGGAGAGUGAAGCCAAGUGUGAGGAUGCUUUGAAGACCCAGAAAGCGCUGACGGCGGACCUGGAGAGCAUGCACAGCGAGCUGGAGAACAUGACCCGGAGCAAGAGCCUGGUGGAUGAGCAGCUGUACCGGCUGCAGUUUGAGAGGGCGGACCUCCUGAAGCGCAUCGACGAGGACCAGGAUGACCUGAAUGAGCUAAUGCAGAAGCACAAGGACCUCAUUGCUCAGUCUGCUGCUGACAUCGGGCAGAUCCAAGAACUGCAGCUGCAGGUGGAGGAAGCCAAAAAGGAGAAGCAUAAGCUUCAAGAACAAUUGCAGGUGUCCCAGAUGCGUAUUGAAUACCUGGAGCAGUCCACCGUGGAUCGAGCCAUAGUGAGCAGACAGGAGGCAAUCAUCUGUGACCUGGAGAACAAGACGGAGUUCCAGAAAGUGCAGAUUAAGAGAUUUGAGGUCCUGGUGAUCCGGCUUCGGGACAGCCUGAUCAAGAUGGGCGAGGAGCUGUCACGGGCAGCGACGUCAGAGUCCCAGCAGCGGGAGAACAGCCAGUAUUACCAGCGGCGCCUAGAGGAGCUGAAGGCUGACAUGGAAGAGCUGGUGCAGCGGGAAGCAGAGGCCAGCCGGCGGUGCAUGGAGUUGGAGAAGUACGUGGAGGAGCUUGCAGCAGUGAGGCAAACCCUCCAGACAGACCUGGAGACAUCCAUCCGGCGGAUUGCUGACCUGCAGGCGGCCUUGGAAGAGGUGGCAUCCAGUGACAGUGAUACGGAGAGCGUCCAGACGGCAGUGGAUUGUGGUGGCCAUGGAAAAAAAGAGAUGGAUAACGUCUCCAUCCUCAGCUCCCAGCCAGAGGGCAGUCUGCAGUCCUGGUUGAGCUGUUCUCUGUCCCUGGCCACAGACACCAUGAGAACCCCCUCUCGACAGUCAGCCACCAGCAGCCACAUCCUCAGCCCCAGGAUGAACAAAGAAGCAGGAGACACUGAGAGGACCCAACCUGCGUUGGCACUGAGCAGAGCCCGGGAUGUCCAUAGCAAGACCUCGGGAGACAAGUCUGUUUCUCCAGACUCCAUCUGCUGGCGAAAGUACUCCCAUCUGGGGGGUGGAGAAGGGUUUGGUGUCCAGAGAAAGCCCAAGGAGAGAUUAGGAGCUCUGUCUUCUUCUCUGGGUUCUCGGAGUACAGAUACAUCCCCAGUGUCCAGGGAAAAGCUGCCCAGUCCUUCGGCAGCCCUUUCAGAGUUCGUGGAAGGACUCCGGAGGAAGAGAGCCCAGAAGGGCCAGGGCUCCACUCUGGGCCUGGAGGACUGGCCCACUCUUCCCAUUUACCAGACCACUGGGGCUUCCACACUGAGGAGGGGCAGGGCUGGCAGUGAUGAGGGAGACCUCUCGCUGAGGUUUGGGGCAAAAUCACCCCCAGAAAUGGAGGGAGCCACUGGGACAUCAGCUGGUCUCCUGCGAUCCACCAGCCUGAAAUGCAUCUCUUCGGAUGGCACUGAGGGUACAACCCUGCUGCCUGAGAAGCGGAAGAUCCAGUUCAGUUCCUGUGAGUCCCUCCUAGAAUCAGGUCCCAGCUCGGGGAAGAAACUGAGCUCACCAACCAUACUCAGGAACACACUCUUAUCUCCCACGCUGCGUCCUCGGAGGCGGUGUCUGGAGUCUUCAGUGGAUGAUGCGAGCGGUCCAGACCUUGGGAAGGAGCCACUCGUCUUCCAGAACCGCCAGUUUACUCACCUGGUGGAGGAGCCUCUAGACAGUGACCCGUUCAGCUGGAAGCUCCCAAGCCUCAACUACAAGCGCAAGACCAAAGUGGACUUUGAUGACUUCCUCCCAGCCAUUCGGAAGCCCGAGGCUCCUACAUCCUUGGCUGGAACAGCCAAAGAUACGCAACACGGUCCACAACAUUCAAGCAUCCACUUUGAAACAGAAGAGUCUGACCGUUCCCUUCUCUUGGGGAUCAAGACCAUUCUGAAAAAGAGCCCAGAGUCCCAGGAGGACCCUGCUCACCUCUCUGACUCAUCCUCAUCCUCCAGCUCCAUUGUGUCCUUCAAAAGCGCUGACAGCAUCAAGAGUCGACCGAGAAUUCCACGACUUGAGGGCGAUGGUGGGGAGAGGACAUCCCCCGAGCACAGAGAGCCAGAGGCAGGGAAGAAGGGUGAUGACGUCGAGAGCAUAAUGAAGAAAUAUCUCCAGAAGUAGCAACUAGCUCAGGUUGAUACACUGAGGAUCAGAGAGGUUACGUCACUUGUACAAAAUCACGUAGGCAGAACUGGGAUCUGAAGCUCUAGAAUCCCUACUUUUCGUCUCUAAUACUUUUCCCUAGAAACACAUUCCAGGCAUCUUCAUAAGUGGAAUCAGAGCUGCCUGAUAAUGCACAGUCUUCAUAAAUAUCCCAGUUCCUGAACCUUAGAACUUGCAGCAGCUCAGGGCUCAGGUGGAUGAGUAAUUGCACAUGGCUGUUCAACGUGCACUUUGCCACAACCCCCAGGCCUCUGACCAAAGUGACAGAUGCACCAUCCUCCACUUCAGGAGACCUGCUUUUUCGAGAGGCACCCUCAGCACAUCAAAAACCAUUGCCCCUUCCGUGGAGAUGGGCUUGGACUACAUCAGAGCAAAUUAAUUUGACUUAACAUGGCCUUCUCUCUGCUCUCAAUUACCGAGUAAAGAUCUGAUAUUCAUUUACAUUAUUAUGCUCUCGGGAACACAGAAAGCAGUUUCAAAGGCCAAGUAAAGGGCACACGUUCAUAAGGGGAACAAUCCUUAGCAGAAGUUGUCACAGAACAUCUUGUCUCUGACAUUUUUUUUUUAACUCAAGUCUCUUUU
Messenger RNA from Cynocephalus volans (Philippine flying lemur), 8590 nucleotides. It is a transcript of the gene MYO18B, whose product is annotated as myosin XVIIIB. Gene Ontology annotation, molecular function: actin filament binding; ATP binding; cytoskeletal motor activity. Gene Ontology annotation, biological process: actomyosin structure organization. The record is from RefSeq and is a predicted model, not a curated record. The transcript is spliced from 44 exons. Bases 239 to 7966 code for a protein of 2575 amino acids. NCBI's taxonomy places the organism in Eukaryota, Metazoa, Chordata, Mammalia, Dermoptera, Cynocephalidae. Gene Ontology annotation, cellular component: myosin II complex; unconventional myosin complex; myosin filament.